AUGACUUUAAAAUACAAUGACUGCAGCAGCAAGCAGCUCCACAUCACCUCUGUUUGCUGCCUAUUUAGGGCCGAUUUUCUCAUCAGCUUCGGGGAGGAUCGGACUGUGAUUGUUGGUUUCCAGGGGGCGGGCGUGCGGGCGGGGUCCGGGCGGGCAGCGGCGGGGAGCCCGGGGCGACGGCGGUCCGGUGCGGCGUCCCUCCGGCUCCGCGGCGGCGGCGGCGGCGGCGGCGCCUCUAGGCCUCACGAGCUGAUCGGGGAUUGGCGGCGGGAGGGGGCGGAGAAACAGGAGGGGUGGGAAGAGCGGAGGUCGAGGAUUGGGCCGAGGCCUGAGGGACCCGGAUGCAGCCGCGAUCUCCGGCCGCGCCGCUGCCGCUUCCGCCGGGCGGCCGGGUGCGGGCUCGCGGUGGCGGUCGCUGCCUCCGCUAGGCCGAACAGGAGCGCUUUAAAGAACCCGGGAGGCGUGCGGCCGGCAGCGCCGCGGGCUGGGCUUGCGCGCCGUGCGGAGGCUUUGGGCGGCGGUCGUCUUCCCUCAGGAUUCCCAGAGCAAGGGCGGGGCAGCCCCCCUGAGCCUCGAUCUCGCAGCCCUCAGCGACUAGCGAGGCCGGCUCAGGACGGGACCCCGCGCUGCGUAGACGGGAGAGCCGGCUCCCGCACCUGUGCGCCGCUGCACGGGGGUCCCUGGGAGCCCGCGGUGCCACCCCGCCGCUGCACGGGGGUCCCGCGGUGCCACCCCGCAGCCGCUCCGGGCGGGAGGCCUGGCUCCGACAUCCGACCCCGGGCCCGGGCCGAGCGCCCCGUCGCCCGCCGUCCUUUUCCCUCGACGACGAGUGACGAGCUGUUUCGAGACGAGUCGGCACCCUCGGCGAGCCCUAGGCCAAGUGGAGCGUCGCCAGCGAAUGUUCUUGGCUUCUCUGUCUAUUCGAAUGCACGCUACACACAUCUUUUCAGGGAAGAAAGUUUUAAUGUGAAUCACGAACGUCAGAGUAGCAUUUGUUCAAAACUUGCAUAAUUGGGGGGGGGAGCACUUAAAAAAAUAAGCAUUAUUCAUAUCGCUCAUCUUAGUGUACGUCUUCCCAGUGGGUUUGGUUUUUUGUGUUUAUUUAUUUAAUUUCUGAUCAUCUGUGUCGUUCUGUAACCUAGGUUUCCCCCUCGGCAGCACAUCAUGAUAUCCACACAGUUAGGGAGUCGGGACUGUAUUAAAAUAAAAGUAUUUACCAUGAGUACAACUGACAACCAACAAAACGCAUUUGUGUUCUCGAUUCUGUUCUUUAGCUCUCAGGUAGUGCCGAUUUCCGUGUACACUGCCAGAAAUGGCUCUUAGGUGAAAAAUAAAUAAAUAAUUAUUUUGUGCCAUGAAAGAUAAAAAUAUCCCUGCCUUGGGAAUGCGGAACGGGAAGAUGACUUCCAUGAAGCAGGCUCCCCCUGCUGACUUCAGGUGAUUGGCUGCUGCGCUGGUAUCACUCCUGUUGGUUUUGACUCUGAGCAAGUUCAUUACCACUAAGCCCUGAAGACUGGAAUACGGGACUAGUUCUGCCUUCAAGAAACUUCCAUUUCGGGUCUCCGCUUCCCGUACAGUCUUCAUGAAAGUUCAGUGUCCCAGCCAAGCAGAACUGGUUCCUGCAUCUCGGGAUAAAAAUGCAGACUUAAAACCAAGGAAGAUUUUCAAGCCAACUCAAUUUCCCUUGGCAACAGUUGAACCGUUAAGAAAUAGUGCACGUUUGAAAUGCUCACAGCUGUUGCUUAGAACAUUUCACAUUUUGUAGAGUGGAGAUUUUGCUUGCAAAUUAUGGAUCUCUCUAAAGACAAUUCAUUUCAAAGUCAUUGCAUUUUUGAUAAAAAUGGCUGAGCAACUGAAAUGAGCAGGCCUUUUUUCAAGGGAAACAUCCUUGCUUACGUGAGAAACUGUUCUCUGGACUCGUAAUUUCUGCAGAAGGACAGUGCCUCCCAGGAGUGUGUAUACUCCAAAGAUAGUGCAAGCCAGCCCAUUGGGGAUGCAGAAGAAAACAUUCAGACAUCUACUUAUGCCUGAUUCUAAUGUAAAAAGAAAGGCAUUAACCUCAACUAAUAUGUUCUAUCCACGAUGGAGGGCCCGGCACUCAGUCCGUGGUGUAGUCCCAUGCCCUCGUGCAACAGAGAUGUCCUCUUCCCAUUCCCAGGAGUUGGCACCGGUCAACAUGUUGAAACAUUACUACAUUCAGUGAAACAGGCUUUCUGACUACAUUAUCUAGAUUUAAUUCGACUCUCGCAGAACAAAUGGUUGUGUAAGAAUCCUCUGCAAAGAAGCCACAGGAGAACAGCAAGCAAAUGACAGAACCGGCUCUUUGAGUAUCACAUCUUUAAAAAAAAAAAAAUUAUUUAUUUAUCUGAAAGAGUUACACAGAGAGAGGAGAGGCAGAGAGAAAUGUCUUCUAUCACUCCCCAGUUGGCCGUAAUAGCAGAGCUGAGCUGAUCUGAAGCCAGGAGCCAGGAGCUUCCUCUGGGUCUCCCAUAUGGGUCCAGGAGCCCAAGGACUUGGGCCAUCUUCUACUGCUUUCCCAGGCCAUAGCAGAGAGCUGGAUCGGAAGUGGAGCAGUCGGGACUCAAACUGGCGCCCAUAAGGGAUGCUGGCACUGCAGGGUCCCAGGUGUCACAUCUUUGACAAUCACUUUCAAAAUUCAAAUGGCAACCUUAUCAACCAAAUUCUCAUUAGGAAAACAAUAAAACUAUCAGGAGGACAAUUUGAAAUGUAGAUGCGCGUCCAUUAUCAACAAUGAACUUCACCCUGUGUAUACUAACUGUAACAAGCUAAGGACAGGAGCACCUGUAUACCCUUUAAGAACAAAUAUAUUUGGAAGAAUUUGUCCCAAAAAAAUAGACCAAAGGGAAAGCAUUAUCAAAAAAGCUGGACUGCUACUCCAGAUAAUAAGGAAAGAAAUACAUCAAUAGCCAACCGGGAGGCCAAACACAAGUGACAAAACACAGUUCAUGGAUAUCAGAUGAAAGCAUACACUUCCCAGAUAUCAAAGCCGAGCUUAUCGCGGAUCUACUGGCAGGCUGGCCAUGUGAUGAGCCUGGAAGACUCGAACGACAGCUCACUGGUGAACUUAAGAAGGGCUAAGAUAAUAAGCAGAAGCAGCACCAAUGCAAUUCUCAACCAGUAACCAGAGAAGGAAAAGACCUAUGCUGAUAGAUCUUCAUUGGAGGAAGACUGGCCCAAUCCAGUGGGUGUGGGAUGAGGGUACAUGAGCUGAGGCUGGACCAGGGGAAGAGCUGUGAGAAAGCCUAAAACAAGAGCUCCCGUAAAAGGAGGACACACACAGCCAGUGUAGACAAGGGUGUCAGAUUUCUUUGAACCACAUCCACCAGGAAACACCCUCAGCAGAGACAUUUUCCUGGGUCACAAUUUAAAUAUUGCAGUUACAUUUGCAGAUGUGCUUCAUGGAUUGGCAUUUUCUUGCAGAUUUUCAAAUGAUCAAUGUGCAUAGUUGUUGCUUGAGAUUUAUUUGCCAGGGUCAGCUGCAAUCCAGAAAUGACUAUCAGAGGAAGUUUGCUCCAUCCAGAGUCAGAGUCCGAUGUCCCUGAUGGACCAGAGCAGGAAGAGAGGCCUUGUGUUGCAGAUGGGGUAGGACAGUUGGAGAAAAAACAGGGA
Oryctolagus cuniculus (rabbit) is the source of this 3630-nucleotide messenger RNA. The record is from RefSeq and is a predicted model, not a curated record. Lineage: Eukaryota; Metazoa; Chordata; Mammalia; Lagomorpha; Leporidae.